Spea bombifrons (plains spadefoot toad) is the source of this 2574-nucleotide messenger RNA. RefSeq names its product piwi like RNA-mediated gene silencing 1 (gene PIWIL1). Gene Ontology annotation, cellular component: P granule. Gene Ontology annotation, biological process: regulatory ncRNA-mediated gene silencing. The record is from RefSeq and is a predicted model, not a curated record. The transcript is spliced from 20 exons. NCBI's taxonomy places the organism in Eukaryota, Metazoa, Chordata, Amphibia, Anura, Pelobatidae. The coding region runs from base 1 to 2574 and encodes 857 amino acids. Gene Ontology annotation, molecular function: piRNA binding; protein binding.
AUGACAGGAAGAGCCAGAGCCAGGGCCCGUGGAAGAGCACGUGGUCAGGACCAGAAGACAUCUGGACAGCUGCCAGGACCUGUACCUGGGAAACCAGUUGAACCAGAUGCAGAGCUUGUAGGACGUGGAAGGCAGAGGGGAGCUCAUGGAGCUCCUUCAGAUCCAAAACCGCAUGCAAAAGAACUACAGAUUUCAGCCGGAUUUCAAGAUAUAUGCAUUGGUGAGCGUGGUGGUCGAAGACGUGAUUUCCAUGAUAUGGGUGUUAAUACACGAGAGUCAAUAGAGCAUGUGAAGGAGUCUAAGACAGGAAGUUCUGGCAGAACAAUUCCUCUAAGCACCAACCAUAUCAAACUGGUAUCCCGAACACAGUGGGUGCUAUUCCAGUAUCAUGUUAACUACAAUCCUCAAAUGGAAUCCCGACUUCUGAGAUCGGCGCUGCUUUUUCAGCACGAGGAUUUGAUUGGUAAAGCACGUGCUUUUGAUGGAACAACAUUGUUUUUGCCCAAAAGGCUUGAGAAGGUGAACGAAGUGUUCAGCCAAACACGAAACGGAGAGACUGUGAAAAUUACAAUAACCUUAACAAGUGAAUUACCCCCUACAUCACCUACUUGCUUUCAAUUCUACAACAUCAUUUUCAGAAGGCUCCUGAAGAUGAUGAAUAUGAAGCAGAUUGGACGCAAUUAUUACAACCCUAAUGAUCCUAUUGAAAUCAGAACUCAAAACCUAAUUAUAUGGCCAGGUUUCACCACUUCCAUUCUGCAGUAUGAAAAUAGCAUAAUGCUUUGUAUUGAUGUGAGUCAUAAAGUCCUAAGAAGUGAAACUGUUCUGGACUUGAUGUACACCUUGCAUGAAAACGUUGGAGCCCAUAACUUUCACAAUGCAUGCAGUAAGGAAUUGAUCGGUCAAAUUGUUCUCACAAGAUACAACAACAAAACAUAUCGUAUUGAUGAUAUCAACUGGGAUUUUACACCGGAGUCAACGUUUAAAAAAGCAGAUGGCACUGAGAUAAGCUUCGUUGAAUAUUACAGAAAACAAUAUAAUAAAGAAAUAAAAGACCUGACCCAGCCAGCUAUUGUUCACAAUCCCAAAAAGACCAAAGGUCCAAGUGGUGUUCCUGCAGGACCUAUAUUCUUGAUUCCAGAAUUUUGUAACCUGACAGGAUUAACUGAUAAAAUGAGGAGUGACUUUAAAGUAAUGAAGGAUCUAGCAGUUCAUACUAGGUUGGCACCAGAUCAAAGAGAAAAACAAAUGGCAAGAUUUCUGAAUUAUAUACACAAGGAUGAUAACGUUCAGAAAGAGCUACAGGAUUGGGGCCUUAACUUUGACACCAAACUUCUGCCCUUAAAUGGUAGAGUGGCACCUCCGGAGAAGAUCUUGCAAGGAAGAGGAACUGUUGAAUACAAUCCUCAAUUUGCAGACUGGUCCAGAGAAUUGAGAGGCCCCUCUCUAAUCAGUGUAAAACACCUAGAUAACUGGCUGUUGCUAUACACGCGGAGAAACUAUGAUGCUGCAAACACUCUUAUGCACAACCUUUUCAAAGUGUCACAACAAAUGGGAAUCAAAAUGAAUAAAGCAGUGAUGGUUGAAGUUGAUGACAGUACUGAUGCUUAUGUAAAAUGUUUGCAACAAAAAAUUACACCUGAUACACAGCUGAUAGUAUGCAUUUUGUCCAGCAAUCGCAAAGAUAGAUAUGAUGCUAUAAAGAAAUUCCUGUGUGUUGAUUGCCCCAUUCCCAGCCAGUGUGUACUAGCCAAGACUUUGAACAAACCUCAGACUGUAGUUUCAGUUGCUACCAAAAUUGCAUUGCAGAUAAACUGUAAAAUGGGAGGUGAACUUUGGAGUGUGGAAAUACCCCUGAAAGAGCUGAUGAUUGUGGGCAUUGACUGCUAUCAUGACACGUCAUCUGGGCGAAGAUCUGUUGGUGGAUUUGUUGCAAGUUUAAACCAAGGCAUGACUCGUUGGUUUUCUCGAUGUGUUCUGCAAGAUCAGAAGCAAGAGAUUGUUGAUGCUCUGAAAGUUUGUAUGCAAGCUGCUCUAAAGGCCUGGUAUUCCUUCAACAAAAAUCUGCCAUCGCGUAUCAUUAUCUAUCGGGAUGGCGUUGGAGAUGGUCAGCUGCAAACACUGGUAAAUUAUGAGGUCACACAGUUUCUGGAUUGCAUACAAUCUGCUGGAAAAGACUACAGCCCUAAACUCACAGUUAUUGUGGUAAAGAAACGUGUAAGUGCCAGAUUUUUUGCACAUAUCGAUGGCAGACUCAAUAACCCCCCACCCGGCACAGUUAUUGAUGUUGAAGUUACCAGACCUGAAUGGUAUGACUUCUACAUAGUCAGCCAAGCUGUACGAGCAGGCACUGUAUCUCCAACACAUUACAAUGUCGUCUAUGACAGCGGUGCCCUGAAACCAGACCAUAUGCAAAGGUUGACAUACAAACUUUGCCAUCUUUACUUUAACUGGCCUGGUGUAAUCAGAGUGCCUGCUCCAUGCCAGUAUGCCCAUAAACUAGCCUUUUUGGUGGGGCAGAGUAUCCACAGAGAACCACACCUGUCACUCUCUGACCGCCUGUACUACCUUUAG